GAUGGCAGCGAUGAACAAAAUUGCGAUCUUCCCUGCCCCGAAUCCGACUUCAAAUGCAAAUCCAGCGGACGCUGUAUACUCGAUAGUUGGCGUUGUGAUGGCGAUGCCGACUGUAAGGAUGGCAGUGAUGAAGAUCCGGCUGUGUGUCAUAAGCGCGCCUGCGAUCCGGAAACGGAAUUCAGCUGCAAGAAUGGCCGCUGCAUACCGAAACUGUGGAUGUGCGACUUCGACAAUGAUUGCGGCGAUGAUUCCGACGAGCCAGCCUACAUGUGCCGCCAACGCAACUGCACCACUGGCUGGCAACGCUGCCCCGGUCAAUCGAACUACCGCUGCAUACCGAAGUGGCUCUUCUGUGAUGGCAAAGACGACUGUCGCGACAAUAGCGAUGAGUUGCCAGAGAAUUGCCCGAAAUGCUCAACGGAAACGGACUUCAAGUGCGCCAAUAAUCGCUGCAUACCAAAACAAUGGAUGUGCGACUUCUCGGACGAUUGCGGCGAUGGCAGCGAUGAGAGUGACGCCAUUUGCAAGGGUAAAUAUCGUGAGUGCUCAGAGUCGGAAUUCCACUGCGCUAAUGGCAAAUGCAUUUCGUCGCGUUGGCAGUGCGAUCAUGAGGACGAUUGUGGCGACAACUCUGAUGAGAUGAACUGUGAGGGCUAUCAGUGCAAGAACGGCACCUUCCAGUGCAUGUCUGGUCACUGCAUCGCUUCGUACUUCCGUUGCGAUGGUGAUCGCGAUUGUCGUGAUAUGUCUGAUGAAAUUGAUUGUCCACCACGCUUCCCUGGCGGUCGCUACUGCCCUGAGUCGCGCUUCCAGUGCAACAAUAACCUCUGCGUUUCGCCUUCUGAUCUGUGCGAUGGUACCGACGACUGUGGUGAUGGUUCGGAUGAGGAUGUUAAAGUGUGCACGGACUUUAAUUGUGAUACGUUGCGCCGCUUCCAAUGUGCCAAUCACCGCUGCGUGGCGCGCUAUCAGAUAUGUGAUGGUGUGGACAAUUGUGGUGAUGGUUCCGAUGAGAAUAAUAUGACGCUGUGUGCCAAUAAACAGAAACCAUGUGAUCUUUACACGCAAUAUCAAUGCGCUAAUAAGAAUUGUGUUGAGCGCGCCCAGGUUUGUGAUUACUCCGAUGAUUGCGGCGAUGCUUCGGAUGAGUUAGGUUGUCACCACACCAACACCUGCUCGGAACUGACACGCGGCGGUUGUGAGCAUCAUUGUCACAAUCUGACCGAUGGCGGCUACAUCUGCGCCUGUUAUCCGGGCUAUAUUAUCUCGGCGGAGAACAAGAAGCGCUGCUUGGACGUAAACGAAUGUAUAACGCGCCAACAUACCUGUUCGCAUAUGUGUCAAAACCUCAAUGGCACAUAUUCGUGCUCGUGUCGUGAAGGUUUCCGUUUGGUGGAUAGUCAAUCUGGCGUAUGCAGAGCUGAGAAGGAGGACAUUGUGCUAGUAUUCGCGAACGGACCAGAAAUACGUGGCUUGGAUUUGCAGAAGCGGGAGGAAUUCGAUGUGAUUGCAGCCGAGAAACGCAUCGAAGCUUUGGACUAUGAUGCGCAGCAACAAAUCGUUUUCUGGGCGGACAGCUAUGACAAGACAAUCAAGCGCUCGUACAUGGUGAAUGCCUUGGAUGGACAGGCGAAGAUUGGUUUUGCGCAAGACUUGAAUAUGAAAGGAGGUUCUAAACCGACAGCGGUUGCCAUAGAUUGGCUGGCAUCGAAUCUCUACUGGACUGAAGUGGAUCGCACUGGCUCAAAACCACGUGGUCGCGUUAUGGUUGCCAAAACGGAUGGACGCUACAGACGUUCGAUAGUAAAUGCCGGUCUCGAGGUACCCACAUCCAUUGUAGUGAAUCCACAACUGGGUCGGGCCUACUGGGCUGAUGCCGGUUCAGCGCCGAAGAUUGAAGUUUCUUGGAUGGACGGCUCGAAACGUCGCCCGCUCAUCACGGAGCAAAUACGUCACCCUACUGGCCUUACAAUUGACUAUUCGCAAGAUCAUAUCAUUUAUUGGGUGGAUACAAAAUUGAACACCAUCGAAUCGAUGCGUAACGAUGGCUCGCGCCGCAAGGUGAUAGUAAAGGGCGAUCAGCUGCGUCAUCCCAUCUCUUUGGAUAUCUUCGAAUCCACCAUGUACUGGGUAACGCGAGACUCCGGCGAAGUGAUACGUCAAGAUAAGUUCGGGCGUGGCGUGCAGGUAAUCAUUCAUCGUAACCUCGUCAAUCCGUCCGGUCUGAAGGUCUAUCAUGAGCAACGUUACAAUACUUCGCUACGCAAUCCAUGCUAUGAGUCCAGUUGCUCGCAUUUGUGUCUGCUGGUACCUGGCGGUCAUCGUUGCGCUUGUCCAGAUAAUUCCGGACCACUGCCAUCGCAUCGCAGCACUGCCGAAGUGAUUUGUGACGCUGCAGCGGAGCGACCACGUCCUGCGCCACGUAUUUGCCCAUGCCAGAAUGGCGGUCUAUGCAGCGAAGAUGAACGUGGCGAUUUAUACUGUGAAUGCCAGCCUGACUUCAAGGGCGAGCAUUGUGAUCGCAGUGUAGCCGGCGCAUUCGGUCACGGCGGUGCCAAUGUAACAGCAGUUGUGGUACCGAUAAUGGUGAUACUGCUGGUGUUGCUGACAGCGGGUGGCGCGUGGUAUGUCAUACGGAAGAAGCCAUUCGGUAAAUUGGCGCGUCUACCGACAUUAACAUCAUCACAAAGUGUUACGUUCCGCCAUGGCACAAACGUUGAGUUCAACGCACCUGGUUUUCCGGGUGGCGCUGCGGCGGAUCCAUCCAAUGAUGUACCUCCCAUUGAGGGCUAUAAUCUGCAGACCGUGAAUACGGCUAAAACGCGUGAUUUCUCGAAUCCAAUGUACGAUGCCGUGCAGUCGGGCACCAACAACGAUCCAAGCCUGAGCAAUGGAACAGGUAAACAAGAAGGGAAAAUAAUCUUUUGGC
Rhagoletis pomonella (apple maggot) is the source of this 2929-nucleotide messenger RNA. RefSeq names its product low-density lipoprotein receptor-related protein 2-like. The annotation marks the transcript as partial. The record is from RefSeq and is a predicted model, not a curated record. Gene Ontology annotation, molecular function: calcium ion binding; protein binding. Lineage: Eukaryota; Metazoa; Arthropoda; Insecta; Diptera; Tephritidae. The transcript is spliced from 4 exons.